GGUGGGAUGCAGAGGGUGGUAGCGUAAACUGUCCCGCAGUCACCAGUGAAGUAAGUUGCUGGGGGCUCUUCAAAUGAGGUUUUCAGUUUUAAAGCAUGGAAGUCGACCGUGGAACUACAUGUCCCAUAACGCUUUGCCUCCAAGUUGACCAAAUACUUUACACACGGACGCAGCGCCGCUUUGACAGCCUGUGACAGCCAAGUCCAGAGGGAAAGUUAAUGUCAAGUUUGCCUACGACGACCUUGGAGACCUUGAUUAAAAAGCAAAUACAUCUAAUGUCUGGCGGACGUGUAUUGGAGAGACGAAUUGCACGUAUGCCUUCGUGUUGAGUGGUGUUUACAACACAUGGAGGAGGACACGGCUGAUUCAGCUACCUCACCGUACCUCACACUCUACUUCAUCAUCAGGAUACAUACAAACUGCGCUCUCGGAUGUCCAGUCAGCCUGCUGGUUCUCCCUGAUCCACCAGGGGGCCUCAGGCCCUCACAGGGAUCUGCUCUGAUUCGUCCCCGUUCACCCUGAACACCUCAACCUCAGUCAAGCUGUCCCACCAUUCUCCCUCUCCUCCCCUCUCUCCUUCUCCUCCGCCUCUCUUCUCCUGGCCUCCACUGUCCCCCCUAGAGCCCCUGCCGGACCUCUCCGUCUAUGGGGGGCAGGGGCAGGCGUCUGGGGGCCUCGGCGGGGAGACCCUGCCCCUCUGUGGAGACCGUAACAUGGAGUGGGACCCCCUGGAGAGAGUGGACCAGGGAAGCCACGAUGUGUCCACCCUCACUGACCUCUGUUCAGGUGGAGACAGCGAGGUGGAGAUAGUGAGCCUGCUGUCUGAAGGGCUGCCUAACUACACUCUGCGGGCGGACUGCAUGUUUGGCUACGACCACGACGACUGGCUGCACACCCCUUUACUGCCACCAGAGGCCGCCCUGGGACUCACACACGACCAGAUAGAAGAGACGUUCAAGUACUUCUUGCUGUGUUCAGAAAGAGUGGGCCAGGUCACCAAAACGUAUCAUGACAUCGAGGCUGUUACCCACCUGCUGGAAGAGAAAGAGCGAGACCUUGAGUUGGCCGCCCGGAUUGGCCAGUCGCUGCUCAAGCAGAACCGCGAGCUAACAGCACGUAAUGAGUUGUUGGACGAACAGCUGGAGAUUGCUAAGGAAGAGAUAGCCCAGCUGCGUCAUGAGCUCUCCAUGAGAGACGACCUGCUCCACUUGUACGCCAGCUCAGAGGAGAUUGAGAAUGCCUCCGAGUCAAACUCGUCAAUGAAGAGGAACGAGUCGUCGAACUCCCUCAGUAACUUUGUCCACUAUGACUUCAUACACCAGAAACUCAAAGGUCUAGAGGAGGAGAACCUCAAACUUCGCUGUGUGGCCAAUGACCUGACCUCAGAAACCACAAACUAUGAGGAACAAGAGCAGGAGCUGAUGAUGGUCUGUGUGGAGGAACUCUCCUCUGUGAAUAAGCGGGUGGCAGACCUGUCUGAUGAGUUGGCCAAGAAGGUGGAGGACUCGCUCAGACAGCAGGAGGAGAUAAGCUCCCUGCUCGGACAGAUCGUUGACCUGCAGGCACGCUGCAAAGGACUCACCGCAGACAAUGAGGAGCUAGCCCAGCACCUGAGCGCCUCGCGGGAGAGCCAAUCACAGCUCAGAGCAGAGCUGAAGGACCUGCAGGACAAGUACUCUGAGAGCGAGGACAUGCUACAGGAAGCCAGAGAGGACAUAAAGAACCUGCGGAACAAGAGCCUUCCCAACAGCACGGUGCAACGCUACAGUGCCCUGUCGGCCGUGUUCCCCAUGGACUCCCUGGCAGCCGAGAUAGAGGGCACCUUCCGGAAGGGCCUGGACAGCCCCGCCCCCUCAGAGUACAAGAAUCACCCGUGGCGCGUGUUUGAGACGGUUAAGGUGGCUAACAAGUCGGUGAGGCUACGUUCGCGGUGCCCCUCGCCAGGCCCGGUGCCCGGUUCCAGCCCCGGGUCGCUGCGCUCCAGCCGUACCUCCACGCCCCGCACCAGCUACUACGGCUCGGACAGCGCCAGCCUCACCUUAGAGGACAAAGCAGCGAGUGGCGCGUCGAGGUUGGGAGACGUGGCAAACCCAGAGGACAACAACAGAGGGACUGGUCCGAAACGUCUGGGCCAACCGGGCAUGCCAGGAGGUCAGGACCUCGAAGCAGCCCUCCGUUGCUUAUCGGACCGCCAGCGGAGCCACGCGUCGGAGCGGCCCUUCUUCGAGGUGGAGCGCGAACGCAAACUCCGCGCCCUGGCCGUCGCCAGCCAGGGGAACAGUGAUGAGGGCGAGGAGGGCGGGGAGCUGAGCUCCAGCGGCUUCCUGACGCCCAACGACAGCUUGGCGUCCGGCUCGAUGGGGUCGACGGGGACAAACUACUCCAACGGCAGCUCGGUGCACUCCUCAGCUGGUUCGGGGGGCUCGCGCUCCUACCUGCCCGAUCGCCUGCAGAUCGUCAAGCCCCUGGAAGGCUCCGUCACCCUACACCACUGGCAGCAGCUGGCCAAGCCCAACCUGGGAGGGAUACUGCACCCGCGCCCGGGCGUCCUCACCAAAGACUUCCGGGAGCUGGAGAUCGACAUGCAACACGUGUACAGCCUCAACGACCUGGAGGAGGACGAACCCGACCUGUCCCAGUUCUCUGCCGGCCUGGCCGCCGGAGCCCGCGGCCCAAUGGUCACUCCUCCAUCCUCCGGCCUCCAACUCCCCCAGACCCCUCCCACCCGCACUGUUUCCACAUGUCGGAGACACCACCCAUUCCUCCUGCUCCCAGUCUCCUCAAGCCUUUGCUCUUGCAACCUGUCCGCUCGUGGGAGCUGUGAGCAUCUGAGCGCCCCGCCGCCCCCCUCCUCCUCCCAGCAGCACUUUGGUCUGACCUUUGACACUUGCCAGGGCGGCCGCACCUCUACCGAGGCCUCCACCCCGGCACCUCCUCUAACACUGGGACUCCUGAAGCUGCUGAAAGAGCGGGGCAUCUCUGGCUCCACCCACCCUCACCCCCACCAGACCCCACCCCCGGCCCCGACGCGACCCGAGACGGAAGGGGAGGCGCGGGGUGGAGGUGGGGGCCCGGCCAAGAAGGAGGAAGGAGGGAGGAGGAACAUUUUCAGCUUCAACUUGAUGGAGAAGCUUCAGGGUCUGGGGCUGCAUAGAGUGGCGGCCCGCGGGGGAGCCAAUCCCAACAGAGAGGAGAAAGAUGCAGUCAGGCAAAACAGGCGUCAAGCCCGAGUCUGAGAAUUGCUAGGACAACACCUCCUCCUCCUUUCUCCUGGUUGUGCUACAGUACCGCCAUGUUGUGCUUCGGUGCCCACAGCAGUACAUUAAGAAAUGGAGCCUCCCAAGAACCAUAGAGCCAUAUUUUGAGUUUCUGUUGUGUUUAGUAGCGAACAGUCACUCUUGUUUUUGUAAUGGACUCAUUUAUAGUAGAUUCUAGGUCCCCACCACAAUGUGUGACAUUGUGUUCAUUCUCAGGAGAAUCACCUGAUCCCAGGACAGGCUGUCAAGAAACAGUUUUUUUUUAUAAGAGAAAAAGAUGAGAAACGUCACAAAGAAAAACAGGCGUUGCUUGUUAUACCUUUGUUUCGUGGUUGUCGCUGGUUUUACGAGGUAUGAAGGAAAGAACAGAACAUCUCAUGUUUUUGUUGUUGGAAGAACUGCAUAACGUUUUAAAAAAUGCAAUGUUUUUACCAUCAGAUACAAUUAUACUACGUUUUCAUUACUUUGGAAGAGAUACAAGGUAUCUUUAUUUAGAAAACCCGAGAUGCACUGGAUUUCGGCAUGUCCAUUUGCAUUAUUAGCUGCUAUUGCGAAACCACAUUCACUUUACUCCGGUAAAACCGCAAGCACUUCAAUCACUCCCCGUUAUAGAACGGCGAAUAGAUGAUCCACUGACUGAACAUACUGAAAGGUUGCUACGUGGUCGACCUUCACUGAGGUAUUAGCGAUGUGAUUAUUUAUGGCACCACAAAGCACCCGCACACCCCACCAGCCCCCAUCCAGUUGCAAGCCAUUGUAAAACGCUUUACUUGGAAAUGCGUUCAAUUACGCGAGUCGCUGUAAACUGCUGUGUUUAGUCAAUUCUACAAAAAGCUUUCAGGUCGUCUAUCGUGUUGUACGAAAGACAACCGCAAGAGAUUGUAGACAUUUUUUUCUUCUUUUUAUGUUUUAUCUGCUGUAUCUGUGUUGACGGAUAAACUCAUGAUUUUGGUGGACGUGUGUUACCGUGUCAUAGGGAGUAAUGACGAUGGCCUGUAUGAAGCAGUGUAGUCGGGCAUUCAAAGUGAAUUCCUCCAAAGUGAUUCUACUGAGGGGGUACCUUAUGAGAAAACAAAACAGAUGCAAGCGAAGUCAAUGGAAAAAAAGAACUGUACAAAAACCAAAUUAGCGUUGACUGCAUGCUUUUUUUUUAGAUGCUUUUUCGGCUGUUUGGACAAUCAAAUGUAGAUAAACGGCAUAGGAUACUGCGGAUCAAAAGGGAAGACGGUAGCAAGUGAUGAUCAUUUAUAGUCAUAGGUAAAUCAACUAAACAGCAGUAUCACCGAUGUUGAAAUGAACUACUGUUUUCUGAAUCCAUGUUAAUCACUGAGUUGUAUAUGGGUGUGAAUGCGUGCAUCAAUUGUACCAUCUGUGAAUUAAAAUGUACAUCGUAUUUCCAACACA
Esox lucius (northern pike) is the source of this 4661-nucleotide messenger RNA. It is a transcript of the gene hap1, whose product is annotated as trafficking kinesin-binding protein 1. Gene Ontology annotation, cellular component: dendrite. Gene Ontology annotation, molecular function: signaling receptor binding. The transcript has 17 exons. Lineage: Eukaryota; Metazoa; Chordata; Actinopteri; Esociformes; Esocidae. Gene Ontology annotation, biological process: neurogenesis; neurotrophin TRK receptor signaling pathway; anterograde axonal transport of mitochondrion. Bases 714 to 3236 code for a protein of 840 amino acids. The record is from RefSeq and is a predicted model, not a curated record.